Messenger RNA from Ziziphus jujuba (common jujube), 1480 nucleotides. Its product is annotated as homeobox-leucine zipper protein HAT22. Gene Ontology annotation, molecular function: DNA-binding transcription factor activity, RNA polymerase II-specific; sequence-specific DNA binding. Lineage: Eukaryota; Viridiplantae; Streptophyta; Magnoliopsida; Rosales; Rhamnaceae. Gene Ontology annotation, biological process: regulation of DNA-templated transcription. The record is from RefSeq and is a predicted model, not a curated record. The transcript has 3 exons. Bases 333 to 1199 code for a protein of 288 amino acids.
CAAGGGAAGGAAGGGUAUCGGGAUGGGAAAUGGAAUUGCAUUUGGUUGUUUGUCAUGCUCAUGCUAUCUCUCAUAUAAUUAUGGUCAACCUAUGAGGACAAAGAGACAUGGGAAUUUUAAUAAUUCCACACACAAGAUUCGUUACUCGUUUCCUUAGCCUUAAAUAAUUAGGCCCCCACCUCCCCUCUCUAUGAACACUCUCCUCCUCCUCCUCCUCCUCUUCUUCUUCUCCACCAUUCUUUCAAUCUUCUCCAUUUACUUAUAUAUUUACUUUUUAUAAACAUUCUUUGCUGCCUCAGCAGUGGCUUUUUUUUUCUUUUUUUUUUUUAAAUAUGGAUUUAGAUGAUGGUUGUGAAAUUGGCCUUGGCCUUGGCCUUGUCUCUAGAAAUUUUCAGCAGUACUCAGAUGAUCAUCAUCAUCAAAAUAAGAAGAGACAACUGUCUUUGAAAUAUGAUCAUCUAGUGCCAUCUCUUACUCUGGGCCCAUCACCCAAGGCUUAUCAACCUGCUGCUGCUCCCAAGAUUGAACCAAGCACUAGAGUCGGCCCUUAUGCCGGUGAAUCAGCCGCCGAUCUGCAGCCACAGGCCUCUUCGUUCAGUGGCGUAUCGUCAUUUUCCAAUUCGUCUAGCGUCAAGAGAGAUAGAGAUCUCGCCGGCGAAGAAGUCGAGGCUGAGGCUGAGGUAGAGAGAGUCUCUUCAAGGAUAAGUAUUACUGAUCAGGAAGAUGAAGAAGGCAGUCCAAGAAAGAAACUCAGACUUACAAAAGAACAAUCUGCCACUUUGGAAGACAGCUUUAAAAAGCACACCACUCUCAAUCCCAAGCAGAAGCAAGAACUAGCAAGACAGCUCAAUCUACGGCCGAGACAAGUAGAAGUAUGGUUCCAGAACAGGAGAGCUAGGACUAAGCUGAAGCAAACCGAAGCAGAUUGUGAGCUACUGAAGAAAUGUUGUGAGACACUGACAGAAGAGAACAAUAGGCUUAAAAAGGAGCUGCAAGAGCUUAAAGCAUCCAAACUGACGCCACCGGUUUAUAUGCAUUUACCGACAGCCACCCUCAGCAUGUGCCCUUCUUGUGAGCGGAUUUGCGCCGGCAGCACCGGCGGCGGUGGUGGUGACGACGGCACAUCUUCUGCUCCCUUUUCAAUCGGAGGAAAGCCUCACUUCUUCAGUCCUUUUACCCAUCCUUCCGCUGCCUGCUAGCUAAGCCUCCCAAAGAAUUAUUAAAGGCCACAAUAAUACUUAUGUUUAUAAAAUAUAAUUCAAAAAUUAAUUAAUUAGCUCCAUUAUAUAUGUUCUCUCAUAUAAAAACUUAGAUUUUGGUAAAGUUGCUACUACUUAGCUAGGUAUCUUUAUCAUUUAUAUGUACAUAUUUGUAAAUAUUUUACAUUACUUUCCGCGUAGGAAUUUUUCUUUUCUUGUUUCUUGUCCAAAUGCUAUCAGUCAGUGGUUUUUGAAUGGAAAUUUUAGAUUUUACUUUUGUA